UGUAAAGGUGUGCCAUAACGUCGGCAAAGACAAGUUCUCGCGAGACUUUUUUUUGUCUUCCUGGACCAAAUAGCAUCUGAUAGUACCGCGAAGAGGGCCAAACUUAGCCGCUACCCCCACUCUUAUGUGCAGUCUAUGGUUCACAUCUCAGGACACGAAUAACUUGUUGGCCCCAACGGUCCGCUCCUUUUGAAGUUUCUGCCAGGCCUAGACGAUAGUGGAGCAACAAGCAAGGACAGUGGGAUUGUUAGCUUGAAUGGCUAGCACGGAUACCUAGCUAAAGCAUUAACGUCAUUAUUGGUAUGGAAUGUGGUGAUGGCUGUGGUCCAACCUUUGCUUGUAACUAGCUAUCUACAGUUAGCUGUGUUGAUUCAUUCUUUACCCCAACUUGAAGGUAAAGUGAUUAAUUUAACAUACGUGUCUUACUAGCUAGCUAAUUAUUUGUUUCCAUAAUGUUAGCUUGCUAGUCAGUUUAUUGCUAACGUUAGCUAUUGCCUCUUGUGACUGACUAUAGCUAACUAGUCAUAGCUAACAUAUCCAGCCAUCUACCGUUAGUUAGCUAGUCUGGUCUAAAAUACCUAGUUAACCAGACACCUCAUUGUCACCCCUGUUGAUUCGAUAGAUACACAGGCUAGUUUGAGAGCUAAUUGGCUAGGCAGGCCUGGGGCAUUUUGGAUCUGCCAACAACAUUCAGUCACUCUUCUGGCGACACAGCAAGUUGAGGUCAAGAGACUCAACGCUGGUAUCUAGCAAGUUAUUCUCUAAAACGAAAAAUGGCCCCCAAAAAAAGACCAGUGCGCCUUAACAUCACUCCCACUGCUGGUGAGGGAGGAUUGUCCACCUCCACAACCAUCGCAGCUGCCUCUGAUGCUAACUUGGAAGCCCUACAGAAGAAGUUGGAGGAGUUGGAUCUGGAUGAGCAGCAGAAGAAGCGCCUGGAGAAUUUCCUUACCCAGAAGGCCAAGGUGGGCGAACUGAAAGACGAUGACUUCCACCGCAUUUGUGAGUUGGGUGUCGGCAACGGAGGCGUGGUCAACAAGGUGUGCCACAAACCCUCAGGCCUCGUCAUGGCCAGAAAGCUGAUCCAUCUGGAGAUCAAGCCAGCCAUCAGGAACCAGAUCAUCAGAGAGCUACAGUUGCUACAUGAGUGUAAUUCUCCCUACAUCGUUAGUUUCUACGGGUCCUUCUACAGCGAUGGAGAGAUCAGCAUCUGCAUGGAACACAUGGAUGGGGGCUCUCUGGACCAGGUGCUGAAGGAGGCCAGGAGGAUCCCUGAGGAGAUCCUGGGGAAAGUCAGCAUCGCUGUUCUAAGAGGGUUAGCGUAUCUACGAGAGAAACACCAGAUCAUGCACAGAGACGUAAAGCCCUCUAAUAUCCUGGUCAACUCUCGUGGGGAGAUCAAGCUCUGUGACUUCGGCGUGAGCGGCCAGCUGAUAGACUCCAUGGCCAACUCCUUCGUGGGAACACGUUCCUACAUGUCGCCGGAGAGAUUGCAGGGCACCCACUACUCUGUCCAGUCUGAUGUGUGGAGCAUGGGGCUGUCUCUGGUGGAGCUGUCUAUCGGCCGGUAUCCCAUCCCCCCUCCUGACGCCAAGGAGCUGGAGGCCAUCUUUGGCCGACCCAUCAUGGACGGGACCGAGGGAGAAAUGCACAGCAGCACCUCUCCCCGACCCAGACCUCCCGGGGGCAGACCUGCCAGCGGCCACGGUCCUGCGAUGGCCAUCUUUGAGCUGCUGGACUACAUCGUCAACGAGCCUCCCCCCAAGCUGCCUCAUGGAGUAUUCACAUCUGAUUUCCAGGACUUUGUGACCAGAUGUCUCAUCAAGAACCCAGCAGACCGGGCGGACCUGAAGAUGCUGAUGAACCACACUUUUAUCAAGCGCUCGGAGGUAGAGGAGAUGGACUUCGCUGGCUGGCUCUGUAAAACCAUGGGGCUGAACCAGCCCAGCACUCCCACACGCACUGCAGACUAAGCACACACUCAAACAGACAUGCAGCGGCCUGAACACAUACAGACUAAUGGGCACACAUAGACAUGCAGCGGCCUGAACACAUACAGACUAAUGGGCACACAUAGACAUGCAGCGGCCUGAACACAUACAGACUAAUGGGCACACAUAGACAUGCAGCGGCCUGAACACAUACAGACUAAUGGGCACACAUAGACAUGCAGCGGCCUGAACACAUACAGACUAAUGGGCACACAUAGACAUGCAGCAUAGAUAGAUAGAUAUAUCUAUCUCUCUCUCACUCACUUUUCUUGUCAGCCACCUCUCCUCCUUCAGGUUAUCCAAGUAUGAACUGGCCCUAAAGCCUCCAUUCAGUCACUCUUCUCGAACCAUUAGUGCUGAGCGAUUAACAAACAUUUCAUAAAAAAAAAUUUUUGUUAUUAAACAACUAAUUGACGCUCUUUUUUUUUUUUUUUUUGUGAGCCCAAAUCACUGUUUCUCAUGAGAAAUCAAGUCAAGAACUACAGUAUGUGGGAUGCUGGGCUGAAAGGAGUUAUCGGGGAGGAAGUGGCGAAGCGAGAGGCGUCACUCGCCAAAAUAUGUCCAAAAUAAGCCCAAUGCGUUUCUUUGGGCUUAUUUUGGACCUAAGCUUGUCGCCUGCCUUCACGCCUUCGGGAUGAUUCCUGUUAUUCGGACGGUGACAUGAGCAUCUCAACAUUAAAUACAGAUCUCUGUACAGAUACACUUUCACGCCUGCUACGUUAUGUACACACUGGCUGCAUCAUGAGAGAGGAAUGUACACAACACAAUGACGAGAGGGACAGACGCUGUUAGUUAUCUACUUUGAAGAACUAGUCAAAUGUUUUCAGCAGACAGCUCUCCAGUAUAGGCAACAUAGGCAGGCUAAAUAGGAUGACUAAAACCAGUAGAGUAUAGGGAGCACAUAGAUAACAUUAGAUGACCUGGCGGACUGCUACUGCCAGAGCAGAGAUGAUUACUGUUAUUUUUCAUUCCUUAAAGUCAAGUAAUCAGAUAAAAACUAAGUAAUAUACACAACUAAAAUGUUUUAUUUUAUUGGAAUUUACCCUUUCUAUUGAUGUCUACCCAAUGUGGACCUGACAGACAAUGGAAUAUUUUCAAGGUUUUGGCAAUUGAAUGUUCACUAUUUUAGGCUUUGGAAUUUCUAUUAAAAAACCCUCUAAAAUCA
Messenger RNA from Oncorhynchus mykiss (rainbow trout), 3156 nucleotides. It is a transcript of the gene map2k2b, whose product is annotated as mitogen-activated protein kinase kinase 2b. NCBI's taxonomy places the organism in Eukaryota, Metazoa, Chordata, Actinopteri, Salmoniformes, Salmonidae. Gene Ontology annotation, molecular function: protein kinase activity; ATP binding. Gene Ontology annotation, biological process: protein phosphorylation. The record is from RefSeq and is a predicted model, not a curated record.